AUGGCUCGUGAAAUACCAACACUCAAAUUACUCCUCAUUGGCAACUCCAACGUCGGCAAAAGCUCUUUGCUGUUGCGUUUUACAGAUGACACUUUUCUACCACAAGAAGAAGUCUCUGCUACCAUUGGUGUCGAUUUCAAAGUAGCCAUGAUGGAUGUGGACGAUCAGAAAUACAAGUUGACCAUAUGGGAUACAGCUGGUCAAGAACGUUUCCGUACAUUGACUUCAUCCUAUUAUCGUGGUGCUCAAGGCGUGAUCUUAGUCUAUGAUGUAAGCAGCCGUGAAUCCUUUGAAGCUCUUGACACGUGGUGGAAGGAAGUCAAUACCUAUUGUUCAAGCCCAGAUGUUGUCAAGAUGAUUGUGGGCAACAAGGUGGAUAAGGAAUCUUCUCGAGCAGUGACUUACAAGGAAGGAGCAGAAAUGGCACGCAAGUUACAGACAUUGUUCGUCGAAUGCAGCGCCAAGACCAAUGUGGGGGUAAAGGAAGCAUUUGAAGAACUGGUUACCAAGGUCAUAGAAACGCCAAGCUUAUGGCAAAAGAAAAUGUCACCAUCAUCCACGGUACGAGUAACACCCACACAACAACAGCAAAAUGGAGGCAGUUAUUACGAGUCAUGCAGUUGUUAA
Lichtheimia ornata is the source of this 627-nucleotide messenger RNA. RefSeq lists its product as uncharacterized. The transcript has 6 exons. Gene Ontology annotation, molecular function: GTP binding; GTPase activity. The record is from RefSeq and is a predicted model, not a curated record. The coding region runs from base 1 to 627 and encodes 208 amino acids. Lineage: Eukaryota; Fungi; Mucoromycota; Mucoromycetes; Mucorales; Lichtheimiaceae.